Molecule: messenger RNA, 1227 nt
Organism: Pyrenophora tritici-repentis Pt-1C-BFP
Lineage: Eukaryota; Fungi; Ascomycota; Dothideomycetes; Pleosporales; Pleosporaceae
Molecular function (GO): acyltransferase activity, transferring groups other than amino-acyl groups
Source: RefSeq, a predicted model, not a curated record
AUGGCGAAAACCUUCUCUCCCGUUACGCCAGUCAGCUGUAAUUUCACAGUCGAGUCAAAGUCAUCCAAUCUGAAGUCUAGUAGCAUCCGGGUCAAUGAAGUACCCGCUAGCUUCAGGAUCCUAAAGCAUAAGCCUGCUGCUACUGUGUUGCCUCCACUUACCGACGGCGUCCGCGUCGUUACGGCUGCGGAGUACAAGCAAGCGGCACUCUGCCUGGCAGAGGCUUUUGCCCAAGACGAUGUUGUAAUGUACUUUGUUGACGUGCCCGAUCGUGAGCACUGGACUGCCGAGCAGAAAUGGGCUCUGCAUGUUGAGAUACUCGAGUACAUUACAUAUGCUCACAUCCUCAAGGGACUGGUGACUACGGUCGGAGACUUUGAGGCUGUGGCGCUGUGGAUGCCACCCGGCCAGAACAUGGAUGACUACUUAACCAUAUUCCGCUCGGGUAUGUGGCGCCUCAACUACCGCCUCUCCGCCGAAGGCAAGCGACGUUUCUUUGACGAAUUCAUGCCGCUCCUCCACGACACAAUGCAUACUACGCUCGGUGAGCGAGAGCUCGAGGCUUGGUACCUCGUCUACAUUGGCACCAGGCCCAGUGGCCGUGGAAAGGGCCACGCUCGCAAGCUCAUUGAACAUGUGACCAAGGUCGCGGAUCGUGAGGGCAGGCCAUGCUACUUGGAGUCAAGUAAUGCGGCCAACCCUCCGAUCUACAGGAAGUUUGGGUUUGAGGUGACUAGGCAGAUCAACCUGCAGAGAGGAGGCAGGAACAUCCCGCUGGAUAUCAUGGUCAGAGAGCCAGCGGGUCUACGAGAGAAGAAGAAGGGCGGAUUGUAAGGUGGAAGUAUCGGCAUGGUAGUGCAAUGCUAGGGAAAGCACGAGUUCAACACGUGUGCUUCGGAGGUGGAUACAAAUUGCUUUACUCGUCGUUGUGGCAUCCUUCAACAGGACCAACGUAGCUAUAGGUCUAUGUUUUGUUUGUUAGAUGGUUGCUUUUUCACCAUGAAUGAUAAGACGGUUGCAUAGUUGGCAGCGGUGUCUAUUGGCUUUGAGCUGAUGCAGUGCAUUGUAGACUAAGUGAAGAAGCUGGCGAUAACCCAGGGUGGGACGGUCGAAUUGGUGUUUCUCAUACCAGUGUAAGCAAGUAGCGUUUCACGGCCGUGGGACAGCCUCAUGAAGUCGUGUAGAAUGAAACUGGAAGGCGGAUAGGAACCAAGCACGCUGUCACGC